AUGGCAGAAGGCUCAGUACCCAAUCCCCGUUUUGACAUCCCCCCUAAGAGGGCCAAAGUCACCAAGGACCAGGUUGUUCCAGACAAGAUGGCUUCAACGCAGGAACCCACGCCACCAGUUUUCAACCGUAAACUCCGCAAGGCAGCGGUAGGAACGGGCUGUGAUAUCCGUCUGAGGGUGUCAGUAGCAGGAUUUCCAAAACCUUCACUGGCCUGGUACCACAAUGAGAAGCUCCUUCCUCCAUCUGAAGCCCAGGACUCAGGGGGCCUGUGGAUACGCGACUGCCGCACCAGUGAUGCUGGCUUGUAUACCUGCGUGGCUACCAAUGAGUCAGGAGAGGCGAGCUGCAGUGCCGUCUUGGCUGUUAUGGACCUCGGAGAAGACUCUGAGACCACAGAGGAUGAGACCACAGAACCUCAGAUGGAAACCAAAGAGGGGCCCGGGAGGCACCAAGAUAAGGCUGGCCGGAGAGGACCUUCAGGUGAGGGAGGCAGGAUGAUGGACUAUAACCCAGAUGCUUCAGAUCGCAGGGCCACCCUCCCAGGCGCCUAUGAUCCUGUCGUGGAGCGAGAGCUCCGGGCUUUGGGCUCACGCCCUCCAGGGCCUCACUUGGACCCAACAAACCAAGCCAGGACUCAAUCUGCUGACGAAUCAAAGGGGCUCUCCUCCCGCGUCCCCAGUACACACAAAACCGCCAUAAGUACCCCAAACCAAGACCUUGAUAAAAAACCUUCAGAUGCCCAUAUCCAGUCCUCUAAGACAGAGCAGGCAUCUAGUGUUAACAAUGUUGUCAUGACACCCAAAAUGGCUCGUGCAGGGCCCAAGAUCUCUGACAAGGUCCGGGCUUUUGAGGAGCGAAGAUCGAGCGUGGACCUGCCUGGAGCAUCUGUUUCAGGAUUGGGACGGGCAGCUUCCUGCGAAUCCGAUGACAGUGGGAAGAAGGCAGUCGGCCCAGGCAAAGAGGAGGGUCGCGUCCAGCACGAUGCUGCCCAGAAGCGAACAGCGUUCAAGCAACGGGCCUCCUCAUGGGAGGACAAAACAAGCUACUCCCAGAGGGUCCAGAGCUACCAGAGCAAGUUCACCGAAGAGCUCCAGAGGAUCAAGAAGCUCGUUGGGAAACCGAGCUUGAAGAAGGCAUAUUCCACUGAGCAGCUGACACAGAAAGACAGGCUGACCACAAGGAAGCUAGAACCCAUCCCUCCCCAAGUGGUUAAAAAGUUGGAGGCAAGGGAGCAAGCUCUGGAGGGAAGAAAAGUUGGAGAGAGGGAAGGGGAGAGCAGAUUGCUGGUUUUUCAGCAGGCCAGAGGCAAUGAUCUGGGGAAUCAAAGCAACAACCUUGAAAGGGAUAAGAUGACACAGCCAGAUUCACAGGGGAAACCACUGGAUAGCUCAUCACAAGGAAGCACAGGGAAAAUCUCUGUAACCAUGGAGACGGCACCAGUUCACCAGUUACCAGGGCAACCAUUGCCAACAGCCACAAGGACAAGACUCACCAGGGAAACCCCACAAAGCUCUCCGACAGAUGACAAAGACGUUCUUGUUGCCACGUCACAACAACCCUCAUCCUCUCCCAGAGACCAGGGAACAAAUGCAAAGAGGGACACCAAAAUGGAAAACAAAGCCGACCACAGAUCACCCAGCCCGACAGUGAUGAGAGUGUUCCCGGUAACAGCAAGGGAACCAGGGUUCCAGUGUCCACCCAAACCACCUCGGCUCGCGCCGUCGCCCACCCCUUCCGUCAGCCCUCUCCUGAAAAGGAGGAAGGCGGAGGUGGGGCGAACGUCUCCUGCCUUGAAAAUGACCAUUCCCACUCUCCUGGUGGAGGAUGAACCCAUGGAGACAGAAUGUGCUGCGGACAGGAGCAAUGAGAGAAACCAGGGCAGGAGGAAGGAGGGGAGAGGUCGCAAGAGCAAGAAAGGCCGGUCUGCUCAACCCAGGUCACCAGAUGAAGGCGGCUCAUCUGAUGACUCCUACAUGUCUGCUGAUGAGGAGGCAGCUGAGAGCCCGGGGUUCGAGAGGCCUCUUGAGGACACUGUGACACCCAGCGGCUCCGAGGUCACGCUGAGGUGCAUCAUCACUGGCAGCCCUCCACCCACAGUAACAUGGAAGAAGAAUAAUGUAGAGAUACGGAGCGAUGCCUUCCAUGUGGUUAAAGCUGAGGGUGAGAGGCACAGUCUGGUGAUAAAGCAGAUGAGGCCGAACAACGCGGGGUCGUACUGUGUCACAGCUGUCAACACCGCGGGCAGAGCAUCCUGCAGCGCCGUGCUCUCCAUCCAAUCAGAGAUGACCCACAUUCAAUGUGGGAAACCAGCCGGGCCGUUGGAAGUCAGUGGUCCCAUCCAGUCUGAUGAGGAGUACCUGAACCCUCAGGAGGAGGUGAUGGAGGUCGGGGACUUGCCUGCUCUGACUAAAAGUGUCCGCUUUAAAGAGCCUCCCUUUUUUCAGGUGGCACCAUGUGACCAGGGGGUAACUGAAGGUCAAGAUGUUGUCAUCUCGGUGAAAGUCAGAGGGCAGCCCAAACCUAUGGUUUACUGGUUGAAGGACAGAGUCACAGUAAAGACGGCGGGGCGCUUUGCUUUGCGAGAGACAGACGAUGGCACCGGUGAAAUGAGAAUCAGCUCAGCUCAGAGGUCUGACGCCGGACUGUACGUCUGCAAGAUCAUCAACGAGUAUGGAACCAAGCAGGUCGAGUGCAGAGUGGAGGUCAAAGGACGAACAGCGCUGAAAAUCACCAUCGAGGUGACAGAUGUGGUGGUGAGGGCCGGAGAGUCGGCCAUGUUCGAGUGUCACAUUACAGGACCCCCAGAUGUCGAUGUGGAUUGGUUGUCCAAUGGGAAGCUGAUCCAGCCGGCGCUGCUCAACUGCAAGAUGCACUUUGACGGCAAGAGGUGCCGUCUCCUGCUGAAUUCAGUACAUGAGGAUGAUAGUGGGACAUACACUUGCAAGCUGAGCACUGCCAAAGAGGAGUUGACCUCAAGUGCGAGCCUUCAGGUCACUCCAUCCAGAGAGCCUCUGUUCACCCGCAAACUAGACAUCCUGGAGGUGAUAGAAGGCCGCACCGCCCGUUUUGACUGCAAAGUGAGUGGAUCGCCUCCUCCUCGAGUCACCUGGAUGCAUUUUGAGACGCGAGUGGAGGAAAGCGAUAAUGUUCACGUCCUCAAAGAAGGGGGUCGUCACCUGCUUGUCAUCAGCCACGUUAGCAGCGACACCGAGGGCUUCUACACCGCCGUCGCUCAAAACGUUCACGGGAAGUCUGAAUGCACCGCUGAGCUCUACAUGCAAGAACCCCGAGCUGCCAUCUCCUCGCCCAUGGCCAAGUUGGAGAAGAUGCCCUCCAUCCCUGAGGAGCCUGAAGAGAGUGAAGUGGAGAGGAGGACCAUGCCAGAUUUUGUCAAACCUCUGGCUGAUGUGGAAGUGAAUGAAGGCAAAGAGGUGGUGUUGAAAUGCAAGGUGGCGGGCCUGCCUUACCCAACCAUCGCCUGGUACCACAACGGCAAGCCUAUCGAGAGCAGCGAAGAACGCAAAAUGACCCAGCACAGGGAUGUCCACAAUCUGGUCAUUCGGAGCGCUUGUCACGCUCACGGGGGCGUCUACAAGGCCGUCAUCGCCAACAAAGUGGGCAAAGCUGCCUGCUAUGCACACCUAUAUGUCACAGAUAUUGUUCCUGAUCCGCCUGAUGGUCCUCCAGUGAUAGAGGCCAUUACAGGGAAAACUAUUAGCCUCAGCUGGAAGAAACCAAAAAAGCUUGAUUCUUCACUUGACACUGGCUCCUUGCUGUAUGUGGUUCAGCAGCAGCCUCUCGGAUCUAUCCAGUGGUCUGUCGUAGCGACAAACCUGAGGGAAGCUAACUACACCGUCACCUCCCUGUCCAAAGGAGUCCGCUACGCUUUCAGAGUCCUGACGUCUACUGGCAAGACAUUAAGCAAACCGUCACCUUCCACUGACCUGGUCCAGCUCCUGGACAGAGGACCCUAUUUGAGGAAAGCACCAAUCAUCACAGACAAACCUGACAUUGUCUACGUGGUUGAGAACCAACCUGCGAGCAUCACCAUCACACUGAACCAUGUGCAUGCAGUUGUCACCUGGAAAAGGAGGGGAGUGGUAUUAGUCAACAGACCGGGGAUGUAUGAGAUGAGCAUGCCUGACGAUGAUCAACAUACCCUAAAGCUUCAGCGGGUCAGGACCACUGACAUUGGCCAACUGGUGGUCACCGCUAGCAACCAGUUUGGCAGCGACCUCUGCACACUUCAGCUCGCUAUGGCAGUGCCUCCUAAGUUUGAAACCAUCAUGGAGGAUGUGGAUGUGCAUGUUGGGGAGAUGUCCCGUCUGGCUGUUGUGGUUGAAGGGAAACCUGACACGGACAUUCUGUGGUAUAAGGAUGACGUGCUUCUAUCUGAGAGCAGCCACUUCACAUUUGUAUACGACGACCCGGAAUAUUCUCUUGUGAUCCUCAACGCCCAGCCCGAACACUCCGGCGUGUACACCUGCACCGCGAAGAACCUGGCCGGCUCCAACUCCUGCAAGGCUGAGCUCACUGUUCACACAGAACGAAAAGAAGCAGAGGAACCAAUGGAAGACGAAGGAACCAUUCUGAGGAAAAUGAGGCGUUUGACAGAUUACUAUGAUAUCCACAAAGAGAUAGGAAGGGGGGCCUUCUCCUAUGUGAAGAGGGUGAAUCAGAAGAAGGGCAAGACCGAGUUGGCUGCCAAGUUCAUUUCUGCACGAGGAAAGAGGAAAGCGUUGGCCCUGAGAGAGAUGGACCUGCUGUCUGAGCUGGAUAACGAGAGGAUUCUCUAUUUCCACGAUGCCUUUGAGAAGAAGAACGUGGUGGUGCUCAUAACAGAAUUAUGUCAUGAGGAGAUGCUGGAAAGAAUGGCCAAAAAAACAACAGUCAUGGAAUUGGAGAUCCGCUCUAGUGUUCAGCAGGUGUUGGAGGGUCUUCGUUAUCUUCACGAGAAAAACAUUGCCCACCUUGACAUAAAGCCAGAAAACAUUUUAAUGUCAAGUCCUGGCGGUGACCAGAUUCGCAUAUGCGACUUUGGGAAUGCCGUCAAAUUGGAGUCGUCCGAGGGGCACUACUGCAAAUACGGCACGCCAGAAUAUGUUGCACCAGAGAUUGUUAACCAAACUCCUGUCUCCACGGCAACAGACAUAUGGUCUGUUGGUGUCAUCACUUAUCUCUGCCUGACAGGUGUGUCUCCCUUUGCUGGUGAAAAUGACAGAGCCUCUGCAUUAAACAUUCGGAACUACAAUGUGGCGUUUGAGGAGAGCAUGUUUUCUGACCUCUGCAAAGAAGCAAAGGGAUUUGUCAUCAAGCUUUUGGUGGUGGACAGACUGAGGCCCAGUGCUGUUGAGUGCCUUCGUCAUCCUUGGUUCAAGUCACCAACAAAUAAGAGCAUCAACACAGCAAUGCUAAAGCAAGUUUUGUCGAGAAGGCGAUGGCAGCGGUCCCUUAUCAGCUACAAAUCCAAGAUGGUGAUGCGGUCCAUCCCAGAACUCCUGAAUGACUCAUCCAGCCACGUCUCCGUUGCUGUGGCCCGGCAUUUAAAAGAAGGCUCCCCACCUCCCUCCUCUUCCUCGGAUUCAGAUGCUGAUGUAGAUGAGCUUCCUUUCAUUCCUAUGCCACUGUCCAUGGUCUUCUCUGGUUCCAGGGUCUCCCUUAAUGAGAUCCCAGGGGACGAAGACGUCACUGCAUGGCCUGGUGUUGCUGCUGGCGGGACGAGUAGAAAGGACAACAUGGAGGUUGCAGGCACAAGAGGAGGGGUUAGUAAAAGAGGAGAUGAUGAUAAAACUGUGAAUGAGGACAACAUGGAAACCACAAAACGAGCUCCCCUUAAAAAAGGAUCAAGUGUAGAGUCAGACGAGUCGCAGACAAAAUCAAGGAGGGCUACCAUGAGGAGAGGCAGCUCUGCUGAUUCAGCACUGCUUCUCCACAUUGACCCAGAAGAGGGAAAUGCCGAUAAUGAUUCAGAAGCAAGUAACAAGAGCCUGAAAAAGGCUGUUUCUAUGGAACUACCCAAUCGAAGCCCAAGCCCAGGGGUAGCAACGUUAAGCCAGGAGGAUUAUGCUCUAAAACUGGAGCUGAUGAGACAGCGGCUGCUCAGGGGAGGGAAUGUGGAUAAGAAGAUGAGCGGCCUGCGAGGGCCCUUGUUUGAAACACUCGGCAUGGAUGAUGAGAGGCGGACGGGGUCUCUUGAUCGGAAUUUGAGGAGAUCCAGAGCGGGGCCAUCAACACUCACAAGAGCAGCGUCUUCUGAGAGUCCUGGAGAGGACACGCCAAAGACCAAAGUUUUUCGGAAAAGCGCCUCCUUCACUCAGGAGGAUUCUGAGCCCAUGCCCCUGCACCGCAGGUUCGGAGCCCCCUUAGAAAUCCCAUCAGUGAGCAAUGGUAGUAUAGAAGGGAAGAAGCUUAAGGAGGCAGUCUCAAUGUCUGCACUAACAGAACAAAUAACACUGGAGUCUACAUCUGCCUCGCCCACAGAGCACACUUCCUUUAUACUCCCAACACCAGGAAGAGCGGACCAACAGAAAAAACAGAGCAAUGUGAAAAAACAUGAGGAUAUGCAAAGUAUGAAUGAGAAGAACAUAGAGGGGAAAACAGAGAAAAGGACCAACAAUAAAGUAGAAUCUGAAUCUAGAUCACCCGCUGUAAUUACUCCAAUAAUUGUAAUAGAGGAAGAUGAUGAUGAAGAGGAGAAGAGAGCUCAGGAGUUACAUAUUAAUGAGGCGAAUGUGAAAGGAGACAGGAAAGCAUCACAAAAUAGUAAACCAUCAACUCCCACAGACAGCCCCUCGUUACCUGAACAUCCAGCAGUAUUUGCUAAAGUAGCCACCUCUGACCGAACUCCUGGUUCUCCGUCCACAUCAUCAAACCCUGACCUCCCUGCCAUGCCUCGGCAGCCUGUGCUCAGAACAGACAUCAAAGACAUCGAUUCAGAGGAGGUCUUUGAAGCCAGGUUUAAGAAGCGUGAAUCUUCUUUGACCCGUGGCCUCCGAAAACUGACCAGAAACAAAUCAGAGGAGAAAUCACCUGUACUAAGCCGGAAGAUGGCAGAGGGGGGCGAAGAGGUUUACAGGCCGGGUGCAAGAGGAGCACCUAUUGAAAUGGUAUCCAAAGGACUGCAGGAGAAAUCCAAAUCUAUUCAAGACUUGAGGGGUGAAAUGGAUAAAGAGCAAGGCCUUGGACUUAUUGGAAGGUUUUCCAUGCGGACCAAGAGGUCAACAUCCGUUGAUAAAAAGGGGGAUAAACCAAAGGAGGAAAAGCAGCAGGAUGUGAAGCAAACUGCAGUAACUAAGAGGGUUUCUUGGGCUAUUGGUCGCAGCAAGUCUCUGGAUACAAAGGAGUUGAGCAGCGCUGAGGCACAGAGGCAGUCGGAUGAGAGAGAGCAAAAGAAAGCUGAGGAAUCAUCUGUUUCUGCUAUGAGGCGCAAGUUUGAGUCCAAAGUGGCAGGAAUCUCUGCCAAAAUAAGGACCCACUCAGAGGAGAGGAAGGAUAAAGAUGCUGAGGGAAGUCAGAAAGAAUUGGUGCAAAAGGAUUUGAGGAAGGUCACAGAUUCCCCCGUCUUGGCAAUGCGACAGAAGUUUGAGAACAAAGUGUCUGGAAUAACCACAAAACUCCGCAGUCAGUCUGAGGAGAGAAAAGGGGAAGCCGAGGAAAAGAGGACGCCCCUGUUUACCCGCCAUCGUCAUUCCCAAUCCGAGGGACGUGGACUGAAAGGAAUGGGCAUCCCCGAAAAUCAGCUCGCGAAGCAGACAGGUGCCGGUGCAUCAAAGGAAUCAAUCGAAUCUACUUCUAGCAUGCAUUCCGAAAAAGCCCAAGAGAGCGACAGGCGAUCACGGUGGGACAGGUGGGGUUUGACAAGAAACAAGAAAGAUAAAACUUCCUCCCAGUCCGACCUCCCUGCAUCUGUCCCCAAAGAGGAGGGUCUGUCAAACUCUCAGAAGAACCUACGCACUGUUUCGGAUUUUGCCCCCGUGUUCCACAUCAAACUCAAAGACCACAUCCUGCUCGAGGGAGAUCCAGUCACUCUGAGCUGCCUCCCAGCUGGCAGUCCACAUCCAGACAUUUCAUGGAUGAAAGAUCGUAAACCACUGGAGGCAGAUGACAGAAUCAACCUGAUCUCCCCUCCAGAUGGAAGGCAGCUUCUUAUUAUCAAAAAGUCCAGCCGAAAGGACACUGGAGUUUAUGAAUGUGUAGCCACCAACACCAUCGCUACCAUCACCACCUCCUGUACACUGUCUAUAGCUUGUGUUCCAAAAAGGCCAGGGACCCCUGAAGUCCCUCAGACUUACAACAACACAGCCCUGGUGCUCUGGAAACCAGCAGACACUAAACCACCAUGCAGUUACACCCUGGAAAGAAAGACAGAGGGAGAUAUUAAGUGGAUGACUGUAGCUACUGGGGUGGUCGACUGCUACUACAACACCACCGACCUCCUACCAGGUGCCACCUUUAGGUUCCGCGUGUCCUGCGUCAACAAGGCUGGACAGGGGCCGUACAGCAACAUCUCUGCUCCAGUCAGGCUGGAACCAGAAGCUGGAGCAGCUUUACCGACUGUGGCAGUAGUAAGAACAGUCCCACCUCCUCAACCAGUGGUUACCUCCCCAGUACCCUUCCCUCCUCUCAAACCAGUCCAGAACAACGCUCCCAGGAUAACAGUCUCCACCAUCACCCCCACCUCUACCUCUCCAAAAGGUGUAACCUCACCUGUUGCUUUCUCUCAUCCAAAUGCUUCACCUUCGUCCCAUGUGCCCUCCACCCCUGAAAUCAACCCCUCAUCGCCAUCUGCAGCCACCACACCUGAGGAGGCUCCAGCAAUAAGCUCCAACCUUCCAUCGUCACCCACAGUCAAAGGGGCCCCACCCUUCGUCCUGCCUAAACCCCAGAGUCCAGUGAAUGUGGUGUCACCUAUGACCCAGACCCCAAUCAAAGCACCACCAACCACUCUUGUAACCCCGCCUUCAACCCCCACCAAACCAGCAGUGGCCUCUGUGCCCUCUUAUGUCCCCACCACUGCUCGUGUGACCCCCACUGCCAUCUCCUUUUCCCCUCAAGUGCUCCAAGCAUCCAGCCUGAGCCCCUUCGGUGAAGGGGUCAGUACUCCCACCAGAGGAACCCCAUCAGGACGUGCUACACCCUCCACUGCCCUACGCCAAGGGGUUCCACAAAAACCCUACACCUUCCUAGAUGAAAAAGCCAGGGGCCGUUUUGGAGUCAUUCGCGAGUGCAGGGAGAACACGACGGGCAAAAUCUACAUCGCAAAGAUCGUUCCCCACAACCAGGAGAACAAGCAGCAAGUCCUGAAGGAGUAUGAGAUCCUGAAAUCGCUCCACAAUGAAAAGGUCAUGGCUCUGCACGAGGCCUACGUCACACCACGCUACCUGGUGCUGGUGGCAGAGUACUGCACCGGCAAAGAGCUGCUGUACAGCCUCAUAGACAGGUUCCGUUACUCGGAGGACGACGUGGUGGGUUACCUGGUUCAGAUCCUUCAGGGAGUCGAGUAUAUCCACAGCCGCCGUAUCCUCCACCUGGACCUCAAGCCUGAAAACAUCAUUGUGACCAACCUCAACGCCAUCAAGAUCGUGGACUUUGGGAGCGCUCAGAGCUUCAACCCUCUCAGCCUCAAACACCAGGAUUUAGGAUUAGGAACACUGGAGUAUAUGGCUCCUGAGAUGGUGAAAGGUGAAGUAGUGGGUCCUCCUGCAGAUAUUUGGACUAUCGGAGUCGUCACCUACGUCAUGCUCAGUGGUCGGCUGCCCUUUGAAGAUAAAGACCUUCAACGUGUCGAGUCCAAGAUCCUGAUGGCAAAGUUUGACCCGACAAAACUGUACCCAAAUGUGUCACAAAGUGCCUCCGCCUUUGUAAAGAAGAUGCUGAGCAGUUACCCUUGGGCCCGUCCGACUACCAGGGACUGCUUUGUGCAAGCGUGGAUGCAGGACUCCUACCUGAUGAAGCUAAGGAGGCAGACUCUCACCUUCACCACCAACCGACUCAAAGAGUUCCUGGUGGAACAACAGUGCCGUCGCAGUGACGACGCCACCAAGCACAAGGUGAUGCUGCGCACCUACCAUAGCUCACCCCAGUCCCCGACGUCUGGGACUAAACCGCAUGUUCCCAGCCCGAAGUGAAAUAAACGGGGAACAGUGUUUGUUUCAGUUUGAAAUGCAGCACCAGACACAGGUUUGAAGAGUUGGA
This is a messenger RNA of Scomber scombrus (Atlantic mackerel), 10195 nucleotides long. RefSeq names its product striated muscle enriched protein kinase a (gene spega). Bases 1 to 10128 code for a protein of 3375 amino acids. Gene Ontology annotation, molecular function: ATP binding; protein kinase activity; protein binding. NCBI's taxonomy places the organism in Eukaryota, Metazoa, Chordata, Actinopteri, Scombriformes, Scombridae. The record is from RefSeq and is a predicted model, not a curated record. Gene Ontology annotation, biological process: protein phosphorylation. The transcript is spliced from 42 exons.